This is a messenger RNA of Beta vulgaris subsp. vulgaris (sugar beet), 2199 nucleotides long. RefSeq names its product peptidyl-prolyl cis-trans isomerase FKBP43. The record is from RefSeq and is a predicted model, not a curated record. Bases 212 to 1972 code for a protein of 586 amino acids. The transcript has 14 exons. Lineage: Eukaryota; Viridiplantae; Streptophyta; Magnoliopsida; Caryophyllales; Amaranthaceae.
AAGAGAGAGACUCGUUAACUCAAAUCAUGAGAGAGAAGUUGAGGCAGUAGGAACUUUAAUACCACUCGCCCACUCCGGUGCUCUGAAAGUCGAGCCCAAUUUCAUCUCUCUUUGCUUUUGUAUAAACCGAGUUUCCGUAAUUAAGGCCAACCAAAAUUUUAAAACUUCACCAUUUUCUUCUGUUCAUCUUCUUUUCUCACAAGUCACAACAAUGUUAAUUUCAGAAAUACUUGAAGAUGAGAAUAUUAUAAUGCAUAACAAGAACACUAGUACUCAUGAAGGAAUCAACCCCACUAUAUCUUCAUCUUCCACUUUCUGGGGGGUGAAAGUGUCGCAGCAACAGCCAGUUACUGUCAAUUUUCACAAUGAUCCCAGCAAACGCCUUCACGUUUCUCAGGUUACUCUAGGACACUUAUGUGUUGAUGACAUGAAAGAAGACAGAACUUUCUUGUCUUGUAAAAUUGGUGACAGUCCUGAAGUAUUUCUAUGUUGUCUUCGGCUUAAUUCGAAGGAGAUGAUUAGUCUUCCAGAUGUCAAGCUUGGAGGACCAGGGGACAUUGUCUUUGCGGCUGAUGGCCCUAGAGAACUCCAUAUAAUUGGUUUUCUCUAUGACGAUCCUUCCGUUACUUUAGAGACCAUUGCCAAUAAAGGAGGAAUUGCUAAGAAAAUACAGCAGUCGUCAUCAAAAAUCUUUCCUGAAAAUGAUCAUUGGAAAAAAGGUCAGUCAUGUAAAGUGAGUGGAAGUGAAGUUCCCUUGUUCCGCAGAUGUCCUCCUCUCACCUACAAGAUACUGAGUUUGAGUAAUCUGCAUGAUGAGGCUGAAAAUCUUGAUAAUGAAGGUACAUUGGACAAGGUUGAAAAAUGGGUGGCUGAGAUAAACAGAGCAGAACAAGCUUCUCGAUGUAAUGAUCCUCAAAUGAUGGAAGGUGAUCAGCAUGAAAACGAACAAGGCACAAUCUGGGUCAAGAGAAAGCUUGAUAAUGAUGUCCUACAUAUGCGGGAUCCAUGUCAGAAAACAGUAACGCUGGAGGAGGUGACACAUACUGAUCCUGUAGUGGAGAAAAUUGAUAUUCAGGUAGAAGAGACAGUAGAAGAGAGAGUGGAGCAGGACACCAUUCAAGUGACUAGCAGUGAACAUGAGCCAAUAGAAGAAAGAGUGGAGCAGGAUGCUACUCAAGUGACGAGCAGCAAACAAGACAAAAGUGGAACAAUGAGAGACAAGGAAAAAAGGUCGAAAAGAAAGAAAAGGCACUCUCCAAGUGACGAGCAAAUGGAUGGAGAUAAUGGUGAAGGCUCUCUUAGCCCUCCUCCUCCGCUUGAUUCUGGAGAACUUGAAAAGCUGAAAAAGAAGACAAAGUAUAUUGCUGAAGAUGAUGAUAUCAGCGAUAAGGAAAAGAGUUGGAAAAGAAAGAAAAGGCACGCUCCACCAAGUGACGAGCAAAUGGAUGGAGAACAUGAUGAAGGCUCUCUUAGCCCUCCUCCUUUGCUUGAUUCUGGAGAAGUUGAAAAGCUGAAAAAGAAGAAGAAAAAGAAGCAGCAUAUUUCUGAAGAUGAUUAUGUUAUCAGGAAAUCUGGAAAAUCAAAGAAAGAAAUUGUUGAAUGUGAUCCUAACAGAGCUGCAAAUGACCCUUCACAAAUUCCUGCAUUGGAAACCAGGGAAGUUGCGAAUCCAAAGAAACAAAUUGCUGAAGAUGGCAGUUUAAGAUCUACACGCCAUGGUCGCUCAGAAGAACCUGGUGUUUGUACUACUAGACAAGCUAAAAAGGCAAAGAAACACAGCGAGAAGAUUGUUAAAGAUGAGGGAGUCAAGCCUCUCGCUGCUUCUUCAGAACAACAGAACACAGAACCAGAACCAGAACCAGUGACAGCAGAAGAACACUUGUCAGGAACUGCCGGGAUGAUUGUUUGUGGUUUAGCCGCACUUAGUGUGAAUGAAAAAAAGUUAAUGUCACGUAGGCGGAAGGAAGGAUAGUAUUUUUUGAUGUCCCUUUACCUCGUGUUGUGGUCGUAAGUUUUUGUGGAUUAAACUUGCUACCUUAUAGUUUGGGCGCAAUCUCUAAGGAUACACUAUGGUUCUUAGAGUUGUUGAAUCCCCCAUUUUUGUAAGCGGCAUAUGCUUUUGGAACUAGUAGGUGAUAUUAUGUAAACUUGAUGGUUAAUUAUAGUUCCUUGCUGCAAAAUUUACCGAUACUUUUACUC